AUGUAUUCCCGGUCACUAAAGUUAUUAUCAGUACUGGCAAUCUUCUUCGCCAUCGCUCAAGCAAGUUGGAUUGACCGUGCUAUCUUUAAUCGAAGAGCAGAUGAUAGUUUGGGCGCCUUAAUAUCGGGAGUAGGAGGAGGAGGAGGGAGUAGUGCUGCCACAAGUUCUGCAGGAAGCGGAUCAGAUUCAGAUUCAGAUUCAGAUACCACCACAACCUCAGCAUCAUCGUCAAAAUCUGCCACCCCAACGACGUCGUCGAAAACCAGCGAGACUCAAGCCAGCACCACUUCAUCAGUCGCCACUACUUCAAAGACAACCCCAGCACCAGCACCUCCAACUUCAACAUCUACGACUUCCACAGCCACUCCAGUAUCCGUACCUGAAUCAUCAUCAUCUGAGAGCACAACAACCCAAACAUCUGCCACUCAAACUUCGGAAGACGCUCAAGCAACUCCAACAAGUCAAACGACCGCGACCAAGACAUCCAAGACCAAGACCACCAAGACCUCGACUUCCGAAUCAUCAACGGCUCAAUCCACUUCCUACUCCAAAAUUACCAUCACCCCAUCAGCUACUCAAGUCGUCGUAACCGUCGUUUCAACGACGAGCGGAAGCACAUAUACCUCAGAAUACACCACUUCUACUACACCUUCAGCGUAUGCAACGACCACCGCCGUACUUACCACCGGCGAUGGAUCUUCAUCUUCCUCAAAGACUAUGUCAACCAAGACAAGAAAUACAGUUAUUGGUGUCGUAGUUGGUAUUGGUGGCGCUAUUCUUCUCGGAGGUCUCUUCAUUGUGGCAUGGAGAAUCUGGGGAAAGAACAAGAAGGAAGAUGAGAAUGAUGGAUUGAUGGGUGGUUACGAUCCUGUCACUGCUGGUCACGAAAAGUAUGAGGGUGGAACAGCACCAAAUCCAUUCCAAAGUACAUUAGAAGGUUAUCAUCAACCUGGAAGAGGGAACGUUUCGGCAAACUUCUAA
Messenger RNA from Sclerotinia borealis F-4128, 981 nucleotides. The record is from the annotation of a GenBank genome assembly. NCBI's taxonomy places the organism in Eukaryota, Fungi, Ascomycota, Leotiomycetes, Helotiales, Sclerotiniaceae.